AUCCCCUGUUCCCCCCUCUGCCACUUUCUCGCAUGAAUCUCCUAGACCCCUUCAUGAAAAUGACAGAAGAACAGGACAAAUGUAUCUCCGACGCCCCCAGCCCCACCAUGUCGGAUGACUCCGCCGGGUCUCCCUGCCCCUCUGGAUCCGGCUCGGACACGGAGAACACCAGACCCCAAGAAAACACCUUCCCCAAGGGUGACCCGGACCUGAAGAAGGAGAGCGACGAGGACAAGUUCCCCGUGUGCAUCCGAGAGGCGGUGAGCCAAGUGCUCAAGGGCUACGACUGGACCCUGGUGCCCAUGCCGGUCCGGGUGAACGGAUCCAGCAAAAACAAGCCCCACGUGAAGAGACCCAUGAACGCCUUCAUGGUGUGGUCGCGGGGCCAGCGGCGGAAGAUGGCCCAGGAGAACCCCAAAAUGCACAACUCGGAGAUCAGCAAGCGCCUGGGGGCCGAGUGGAAAGUCAUGCUGCUGAAUGAGAGCGAGAAGCGUCCCUUUGUGGAGGAGGCCGAGCGGCUGCGGGUGCAACACAAGAAGGACCAUCCUGACUACAAGUAUCAGCCGCGGCGGCGAAAGUCGGUGAAGAACGGGCAGUCGGAGCAGGAGGAGGGCUCCGAGCAAACCCACAUCUCCCCCAACGCCAUCUUCAAGGCGCUGCAGGCGGACUCCCCGCAGUCGUCCUCCAGCAUCAGCGAGGUGCACUCCCCCGGGGAGCACUCGGGGCAAUCGCAGGGCCCCCCCACGCCCCCCACCACCCCCAAGACGGACGCGCAGCCGGGCAAGCAGGACCUAAAGCGGGAGGGCCGCCCUCUGCAAGAAGGCGGGCGGCCGCCACCCCCCGCCGCCGGCCAGAGCAGCAGCCUCUACUCCACCUUCACCUACAUGAACCCCACGCAGCGCCCUAUGUACACCCCCAUUGCAGACACUUCUGGGGUCCCCUCCAUCCCCCAGACCCACAGCCCGCAGCACUGGGAACAGCCCGUCUACCCACAGCUCACCAGACCCUAA
Messenger RNA from Pygoscelis adeliae (Adelie penguin), 1010 nucleotides. RefSeq names its product SRY (sex determining region Y)-box 9 (gene SOX9). The coding region runs from base 33 to 1010 and encodes 325 amino acids. The record is from RefSeq and is a predicted model, not a curated record. Gene Ontology annotation, cellular component: nucleus. Gene Ontology annotation, biological process: morphogenesis of an epithelium; positive regulation of chondrocyte differentiation; oligodendrocyte differentiation. Gene Ontology annotation, molecular function: RNA polymerase II cis-regulatory region sequence-specific DNA binding; DNA-binding transcription factor activity, RNA polymerase II-specific. Lineage: Eukaryota; Metazoa; Chordata; Aves; Sphenisciformes; Spheniscidae. The transcript has 4 exons.